Molecule: messenger RNA, 2920 nt
Organism: Xenopus laevis (African clawed frog)
Lineage: Eukaryota; Metazoa; Chordata; Amphibia; Anura; Pipidae
Gene: gpsm3.S
Exons: 6
Coding region: 932-1876 (314 amino acids)
Biological process (GO): regulation of inflammatory response
Molecular function (GO): GTPase regulator activity
Source: RefSeq, a predicted model, not a curated record
AAAUCUGACCGUGUGUCUCUGCCCUUAGAUGUCAGGUGAGUAAAUGAAUUCUCCUUUCCAAAUCUGUUUCUGGCAGUGGAAAGAUAAAGCGGCAAUGGUCUCCAGAGAAGCUCUAGCAGUAACUGGUUAACCCUUUCACUACACUGAAGACUUUUAUUCCUGUACCACUUUUUGGAAGGAUAACCAAAGUGAGCAUUAACCCCCUCCCUGCACAAUACUAGUUUUAUAUUGUUACUCUGGUAAGAACUUGGCAGAAAAUUACAGUGUUAAACCCAUCCCUUUUAAAUACAAUACAGAUACAAAAGAUAAGUGUCACUAUAUUAGCCCUUUCCCUAAAGAGAGAAACCUUGCAGAGCUUUGUCCCAUUUAUAAAUGAGCUCAAAAAGAUCCUGCAGAGCUUCGCUCCAUUAACUCUUACUCCUCAUCCCCCUUGGCACACUUCAUUAGCCACCUUGCUGAAGCUGAGAUAUUAAUUAGGAGGGAAGGAGAGGGCUCUUCAUUUUUGCAUGUCUAAUUAAAUGGAGCAGGCAUUUAAUUAGGCUCUAAUUACCCAAAGAUAAAUGGGGAGAUGAUACCAACCUCUUUCUGCCUUGUGUCACAGGGGACUCCCAUUUACAGGGAAUGCACAAGAGUGAAGUCUGGCUUGCUCAGCCCAACACACUGGAGAGCAGAGAAAAAUGAGAGCCGCAGGGAAGAUGUGCCAAGUCUGUGGUUGAAAAACAAGGAACAGGAGAAGCCAAAACAAGGAACUAGAACAGGAAGCCAAAGUGAGAAUAUAAUAGUGGGGCACAACUAAAGAGAGUAUGCUGGUGAGAGAGUACAGAAAGUAGAGAGAAAAAACGCACAAGAGUCAGAUAUAAGUCACAUAUACAAAUAUAUAUAUAUACAAAUAUAUGUAGAUGAAAAACAAGUAGUUGGGAGUUGGAACAGGAUGUGCGAUCAAGGUAAAAAUACCAAGAGAGAGUCUGCAGAGGCUUUCCUUGUGCAAAGUGAGACAUCGGAACAUAAAGGUGCAGAGGAAGAGUCUACAGAAACAUUCAACGUGCAGGAUCAAAGCUUAGAACGAGCUAAUUCAGAAAAAGAGACUGCAGAAACAUUUAAUGCACAAGAUGAGACAUUAGAACAGAGAGACACAGCAAAAGUGUCCGUAGGGACAUUCAGUGUGUCAGAUGAGGCAUCAGAACAAACAAACACAGAAAAAGUGACUGCAGAGACAUUCACGGUGCGAGAUGAGACAUCAGACCAGACGGAUACAGAAAAAGUCGAGGCAUCUGAACCAGGGAGCAAUAAGCCAGAGAACCAGGAACAUCCUAUGGCUGCUGGAGAUGAUGGUGUUUUUCAAGAUGAUGCAAAAGCACCUACAGAUGGUUUAGAGGGGAAGCCCAGAACCUGGAGAUCUGCUCCUCCUUCACCUAUCAGUGAGAGACGAGGUUUAUCUGACUCACUUCUGUCUCUUCACACUGAACAAUUCCUUGACCUUCUCUCCACUGCUCAAACAAGACGCCUUGAAGAGCAGAGAGCAGAGCUGCCUCCAUCACGUCCCCGGGCCAAGCGACACUUUUCUUUACCCACCUCACGCAACCUAUCCCUUCCUUCAGAUGAAAAAGGGCUGCUCAUAGAGCUCCACCGCAGGAGGAGGGGAUCAUGGACUGGGAGGAGUCUCAAAAAGAAACCAGCACCUUUAAAAAUACCAGCUCAAGAGGAGUUGUACAAUACCAUUAUAGGGCAUCAGGCUCAGCGGAUGGAAGACCAGCGCUGUUCUCCUCCACUCCCACAGGGUGCUGCUGAUCUAUUUGAGAUAUUAUUUCGUGUUCAAGGGAAUCGUUUGGAUGAACAAAGAGUGGAAAUGCCUCCGCCACUUGGGGGUGCCUGUUGAUCAGGCAAGAUGAAUGAAAUGUAUGUGUCCCCAUUUUUCUUGCUGGCAGCAUUCCCUAGCCAGUCUGUAAGGUAUCAGGUUGUUUUACACUGCUUUCCCUGGCAUCCCAUUUGGAGCACGAAUAGGAAACAGAGAACCACAUAAGUGGAAAAAUUUAUUUUUAUUCUAUGCUCAUUUUUUAAGGUCUGAUUAUUUCAAAACUUUUUUUUUCCAUCAAAACAUUGGAGGACGUGGUAGUUUGGAUUCUUAAAACAUGAAACUCUUGGAAAAGGCUCUGGAAGGAAAUGAAAUCAUUAUAUACAGAAUGGAGGAGAAUUUAUAAUCCUCACCAAUGUGAGGAUACAAAUAAGAAGGAUGAUCUACGGAAAUGAAUAACCUCUUUAUAAAAUUCCCCAUUAUGAAUGAAUUGUAUAAGAAAUCAAGAAAGUUACUCAGCCUAUUAAUUCAUGAUAAUGUUGACUUUCUUGUCAGUAAAAGUGGUUUGGAUUUAAGUUUAAUUAUGAACGGGAAGUGGGUGUGUUAGGCAGGAAACAUUGCCUUGUUUUAAGUGGCAUUGCCCCAAGAGGGACACAAGAUUUGACACUUGAUUACUGCUGCAAAAUCUCUUUCCUCCAGUAGCACCUUCUGCUGCAUUGUUUUCAUUACCCUUGUUUUAACUAAAAUAUAUUAAAAUUCUUCAUCAAACCUCUACAACUUUAAUAUGUGCUUGUUAGCAAUGUGAUCAGAUAAUCAGUAACUAGAUAUACAGUUAGCUACAUAAAGUGAAUUUUGUAUUUUGUAUUGCAACAUGCCCUUAGUUUACUCAUUGAUUCCAGUGGAAACAAUAAUCCUGUACAAUGGUAAGGUGUUUUUUUCCAUAAGCACUAUUCAUAUUUUACCAGAAAAAAACUGCAGCUUGAUUUUUUAUUGUUUCCAUAAAACAGUGUGUGCUUUUAUGCCAUGAUUGCCACAGUCGUCUCAGGCAGAAUCACAGAGAUCAAACUCACACUUUCAGGGGCUGUACAAACUUACAGUAUAUUCAAUAAAUAGUUUUUUUUGUUGCAA